AUUUUGCUGAUUAGCAAUGCUGAUCUCAGUAUAUAAUUUUCUUUUGCACUGCUGAUCUGCUGAUGGAACGUCUGAACAAUAUGCACUGCUGCUGUUGUGACUUCAUCACUAUCAGCAAUUUGCAUCCAACAAACUCAGGGCACCAGGUCCUCCUCCUCCUCAUCUUCUUAUACUCAAAUCAUCAAUGGCGAGCCAUCUCUUCACCUACGGCGCGUCCCAAUCAGCUCCAGCUCCCACUCCUGCUCUCUCCACCGUCUACACCCCCCGCUCCCUAGCGCAAUCCUACCUCUCCGACCCGACCCACCGCUACCUUUCCGGGUCGGACCCUCUCUCCAAUUCCUCCAUGUACCUCGCCGGCACCGACGGCCUCGGCGCUUACUCCGACGCCGCCAGAGCGACGUCGUAUAUGAUGUCCUCCUGGCCCGCCCCCGAUGCCGAACUCGGCCCGCCCGGCUUCAAACGCACCUCUGAAGCACUCUACCAUCAGGCUCUUUUGGGUGCCCAUAAUCCGAUUGGGCAAAUGGAAGCUUGGUAUUCAACAAAUUCUUUAGCAAAGCGACCUAGAUUCGAGAAUACAAGCUUGCCUAUUUAUCCACAGAGGCCAGGAGAGAAAGAUUGUGUCCACUAUAUGCAAACAAGAACCUGUAAAUUUGGAGAGUGCUGCAAGUUUGACCAUCCUAUUUGGGUUCCUGAUGGUGGAAUCCAAGAUUGGAAAGAGGUUCCACUUGUUGCUCCAAGUGAGUCCCUUCCCGAGAGACCUGGAGCGCCAGAUUGUCCAUACUUUUUAAAAACUCAAAGAUGCAAGUUUGUUCUUAGAUGCAAGUUUAAUCAUCCAAAGGACAAACUGGCCACUGCGGGCGCUUCAGAAAAUGGUGAUGUUUAUGCCUUACCCGAGAGGCCUUCUGAACCUGCAUGUGCAGUGAGAUAUCUAUCUCCUACGUUUUACUAUAUGAAGACUGGGGAAUGUAAGUAUGGUGCACAAUGCAGAUUCCAUCAUCCGAUUGAUAGGCCAGCAGUGGCGUUGUCAACAACAAAGCCAUCUCAACAAGAAAAUGUGAAGCUAACGCUUGCUGGACUUCCUAGGAGAGAGGGUGCCGUUAUCUGUGUGUAUUACCUUAAAACCGGCACAUGCAAGUAUGGUGCAACCUGCAGAUUUGACCACCCACCUCCUGGGGAAGUUGUAGCAAUGGCUGCUUCACAAGCAAAAUCUGAUUCUACUGGAGGAAAAGCAUAAGCAGCUGAAUCCACACAGGAACAGCAGCAGUAGGUCCCUCGCUAGAAUGAAGAAGUGAUGAGGCCUCGAAGGAGGUCUGUGGCAAAAGUAUUGCCAUCUGCCAUGGUCUAUUUUGUACUAUGUUUCUGAGCAAUCAUGGUUUAUAAACUACCCAAUCAGCCAUUCUUUAUGCUCUGCGUAUAAGGAGCAAGUGUUGACCGAUUGGAUAACAUGAGGUAUUUCGUUCUCCUGUAUUGAGUGAGUCUCUGCAUGUACUUUGUAUAUUUAGAGUAUCAGAGUGAUGAGUUUCAGUGCUAUGGUUUUAUGAAA
This is a messenger RNA of Rosa chinensis, 1543 nucleotides long. Its product is annotated as zinc finger CCCH domain-containing protein 37. The record is from RefSeq and is a predicted model, not a curated record. Gene Ontology annotation, molecular function: metal ion binding; mRNA binding. The transcript has 8 exons. Bases 185 to 1234 code for a protein of 349 amino acids. NCBI's taxonomy places the organism in Eukaryota, Viridiplantae, Streptophyta, Magnoliopsida, Rosales, Rosaceae.